Solanum pennellii is the source of this 1639-nucleotide messenger RNA. RefSeq lists its product as uncharacterized. The transcript has 3 exons. Lineage: Eukaryota; Viridiplantae; Streptophyta; Magnoliopsida; Solanales; Solanaceae. The record is from RefSeq and is a predicted model, not a curated record. Bases 232 to 1266 code for a protein of 344 amino acids.
UAAUCUUGUUGUUAAUGAUGGUAGAAUUAGGUGUCUGUUAAUCACAAUUACUGAUAGUAUAUAUAGUAUUUGUCUGUUCUUCCAUUUUCCCUCCUACCACAUACAAGCAACGUGUCAGCUUUGCCAUAUUUCAAUUUCCACACCGAUGGCAGCUUCUACCUUUCUCUCUGCAUCAAGCAUGAACUCUCUCUGUAAACCCUAAGCUCACCUCUUUUGAUUUCACUGUCCACAAUGCUCUGUUCCAUUUCUACCCAGAAAUCGGCUGGUUCAAACUGGCUAGACCGGCUCCGAUCAUCAAAAGGCUUCUCCUUUGCCGACAACUGCAAUCUCGAACAAUUUCUCACUCACCAGACUCCUAAUGGAUCUGAUUCUCUUCCUCCUAGCACCGAAACUGAGAUAAGAGACAGUAAUAAUAAGGAUAAUACCGGUUCGGAAUCCAGCUCGGAUCCAAUUCGGCCCGUGAACGAACCGGUUCUCCCUCCGGACCAAGCUCCGGCAGCAUCACAUGACAGUGGAGACAACGAAGAACUGUGUAGUGUAGUUACGAAUGUUCUCUCCGAGCUAUUUUGUAUGGGGGAGUCAACUAGUUUCCCUAAGUUCAGUGUGAAAAGGGGCUCCCGCAAACAGACGAACCCUAGGUUUUGUGCUUCAUCGGAAAUCAACGGUGAUGCGGUAGUCGAGGGUGGUCAGAGGAAAGAAGAAACUGAGUCGCUGGACAAAUGUCGGGUGGAAAUUAAGGAUUCUCAGGUCAAGCUAUUAGAGGAGGGCCAUAAUUUGAACUUAGCGGAAGAGGAGGACAAGUCCAACGCCAAUUUGAUGGGAUUUUCACGGACUGAAGUAAUGGUGAUAGAUACGAGCUGUGCACCAUGGAAAUUUGAGAAAUUGCUUUUCAGAAAGAAGAACGUUUGGAAAGUUCGUGAUAAAAAAAGUAAGACGCUGAAUUUGGGGAAGAAGAAGAGGAAAGUUGAUGUGACAAGUGAGGAUGUUCGUGGCGAGAAGAAACGGAAGUUUAUAAGCGGGCAUAAUGGCUAUGCUGAAAAAGGGAGAGAAUGCAAGUCUUCAGUCAGUGAAAAGCUUCAGUUGGAUGAUAAAUUGGAAGGAACUUGUAAAAGAACAUCUGAUUCUGUUGGCCAGGCUUCCAAAAAGAAACAACGGUACUUAAAAUUGAAGAAGGCAUCUUCAUCAGUUGUUCUAAUCAAGAGCAUUCCAACAAGUAAGAAAAAUGGAGUAGGUUUUGCUAAGAAUUCUCUGAAGCCAUCUCAUUGACAGUGAAGCAUUCCAACAAGUAAGAAAAAUGGAGUAGGUUUUGCUAAGAAUUCUCUGAAGCCAUCUCAUCGACAGUGUCAGGCUCAAUAAGCAACCAAACAUUGUUGUCUGAUUGCAAAUUCAUCUGUACCUUGCCAUCUUUGGAAUAUUUAAGCAUGCCAGUUUCCAGAAACAAGUAGUCCAUUAUAUAAGAUGCUGAGCGGAGCAGGAAGAAUUGUAUAAAUACCACUCACUGUGCAGAGAAUUAUAAUUGUAACAAUUUUUUGUUGAUGCAACACACUAUUUUGCUUAUCAGGAUGCAAACAUUUAAGCUAUCAUUGCUCAAAGUCGAAUACGUUCAGUCAAUUUUAUCAAAGAUAUAAUUUUUCUUGGA